UACUUGAUUAGAACAAAGUGAGGCCAAUGUCAUUACAAACGUCAUAUUUUCAUAGAAAUUAGACAUUGCCACAUAAAUGAUGUCAUCGCCACACUUUUAGCAGAGUUAGCUUGGUCCGACUCUAAGACUCGAAUGGUGAAACUUCAUUAUUUGGUGCACGUGAGGGUCCAGGUUCGGGCCAGAGGCUUCCAACACUUCGUUUUCUAUGACGAAUGAUCGGUGAUUACGUAAUGAUUUCUUUAUAAACCUGAAGUGUCACACGCCCCGGCACGUUGCCCCGGCCCGGGCCGUUGUAGCGUGAGUUAUCCUUAAAAGCACUGUUGGCCGAACGUUAAUUAGAAUUGACCAUAUUGAAAAUUAACCGUUACAAAUUGAACCAUAAACUGUAACCGUCCGCUACGGUUUACGGUUCAAUUUGUAAUGGUUAUUUUUCAAUAGGUAUGGUCAAUUCUAUUUAACGUUCGGCCAACACUGCUUAAAAGUCACUUCGUGAAUCCGCAAAUUCGAGAGAAUAAUUAAAUAUCUUACAUUUAUUUCUAACAUUGAUUAUCCCCGCAAGUUCUGGGUUGCCAGUCAAUAAGAGUCAUGACGACAACAUUGUGUGGCAAGGACAAUACAAUAAAACACUAUCAAUACUAUCAUGUUGUCCCUAUCACAGCCAAUAUGGGAGCACCAUUAGAAUGGAUAAUGAUCGACAAUAUUCCAUGCUUCACUAAAUUCAAAACAGCUAUCACGUUUACACAGAAAAUGUAAUUUCAUAGGACAUCAACAUAUGCAAAGAGAGGUGCAAAUGGAAAGGCAAAUGCAAUUCCGAUCGGAGCCGGCGUUCGGAAGCGACUAUCAGAAUCGCAACUUGACUGGCGUCGAGCGGAAUAAAAGUUUUGCACUAGCUCGUUGCGAAAUUCCUCGUAACUUUCAAAGCAACACACCGAAUGUGAACAGCAAUCGUGAUUUGAAACCUAAGCAACAAUCCAUAAGCUAUGAUAUCAAACCUAAACAACAGAUGCCCACUCAACAGAUGCCGCCUCGCAAUUCCAAUGUCCCUCCGAAGAAACCGAAUGAGACGGAAACACCCAAGAGCGAAACUCAAGUCCUGACACGGUUUGACAAACUUAAGGCACUACACAGGAGCGGACCGAGGGUUUUUUCAGGCCCUAUUGAAAAGGUUCUGAAAUGGCAUAAGACGCUACAAGAUAUUGGAGUGUUGAUUAUAUUCGAAAUCGUGGCAAAAUGCGUAAGCAUCCAGCCAGGAACAUGUUGCUCAAAGAAUUUAGUGAUACGAGACGACAACGGACCGGCCAUGCAAGUGGUUUACUAUGAAAUCGACUUUCUGCUGCCAGAGCUUAAGCCUCCGUGUACUGUCAGAGUUGUGGGCCGCAUGAUGCCGGGCACGUGUCGCCUGCAAGCGUUCAGCGUGCGGCCGGCGACGGGCGACGACGUGGCCACACUGCCGCGCCGCGCCGCGGUGGCGAGCCAUCACGUCGCCAAGCUGUACAAGGAGUACGGACCAAGCGAUAACAUGUAGACUGAUUACUGAUUAAAUCAGAUACCAAAAUGAUAGUUCUUUUCCUAAUUUGCCCUAAAUUGUAACGCAAAGAGGAUAUCUGUGUAGUAAAUUGGGCAAUCGAACCGUCAUUUUCUUAUCUGGAAUGACCAGGCUAGAACGUAUUUGUUACAGCUAUUAAUCUUAAAACACCUAAAACUUUGUUCACGGGUACAAUUUUGUGCUAUGAACAGUCUACUUACUAACAUGCUAGCAGCAAAACUAUAUUGCUGAUUCUGUGCUUAUUUUUAUCUCCUAAUAAAUUACAUGUAUUAUUAAUUUUAACCUGCUGAAUUAAAUGUAUUCAAUUAUUUCAUAAUUUUCGCACUCACAUGUUUUUAAUUUUUUAAAUUAAAUGAUUGAUUUCACGAAAAAAAAUAUUUUCUUUUAUAAUGUUGUAGUAGUAAAAAUACAACAGUGUUACUAUAUUA
This is a messenger RNA of Cydia pomonella (codling moth), 1974 nucleotides long. Its product is annotated as spermatogenesis-associated protein 22-like. The transcript is spliced from 6 exons. The record is from RefSeq and is a predicted model, not a curated record. Gene Ontology annotation, biological process: regulation of meiotic cell cycle; meiotic DNA repair synthesis; gamete generation. Lineage: Eukaryota; Metazoa; Arthropoda; Insecta; Lepidoptera; Tortricidae. The coding region runs from base 773 to 1525 and encodes 250 amino acids.